Lactuca virosa is the source of this 1427-nucleotide messenger RNA. NCBI's taxonomy places the organism in Eukaryota, Viridiplantae, Streptophyta, Magnoliopsida, Asterales, Asteraceae. The record is from the annotation of a GenBank genome assembly.
CCAUUGAAUUCUCCUUUUUCUUUCAAAAUUCAAACGACUCUCCCCCUUCCUUCGAACCCUACUCCCAAACCCACUUUAAUUCCCCAAAUUUUAACUUAAAGAACCCAAAACGGUGAAAUUUGAGGUUGCAGGUUCGGUUUUCUCAAAUGGGCGCCUCUGCGAAAUGGAUUAAGUCCUUAAUCGGGUAUCAAAAGUCCAAUUCCAACAGCUCCGAUCAAGAGAAGGUUGGGGGUAACAAAACCAGGACAUGGAAGCUAUGGAGGAGUCCAUCAGCGGGAAGUUCUUCUGUUUCAUCAUCAAAGGGGAUAAAGGGAGGAGGACGUUUGUCCACUUCUGAUGGUUCUCGUUCUGAAGAUGUUUCAUUUUCUGCUGCCGUCGCUACUGUGGUUCGAGCUCCGCCUAAAGAUUUCAUGUUUGUUAGGAAAGAAUGGGCUGCCAUCCGAAUUCAAUCCGUUUUUCGCUCUUUCUUGGCAAGACAAGCUUUACGUGCACUAAAAGCAUUGGUGAGGCUCCAGGCUAUAGUAAGAGGUCGGCUUGUUAGAAAGCAAGCCGAUGUGACACUUAGGUGCAUGCAAGCUCUUGUUCGAGCCCAAGCUCGUGUUAGAGCUCAAUCUGCUAACACUACACAAGAAUUUCCUACAGCUUUGAGAAACCAUCUUUCUGCUGUCAAGCAAUCUGAGGGUGGGUGGUGUGAUAGUCGAGGAACAGUAGAAGAAGCGAGAGUAAAAGAACAAAUGAAGCAAGAUGGCGCUAAUAAGAGAAAUAGAGCUAAAGCUUAUGCCUUCUAUCAACAGAAACAAAGAGCAAAUUCCAACUCGAAGAGUUCUUCUCCAAGAUCUGGCGUGCAAAACUCUGAAUGGACAUGGCUGAAUGGUUGGAUGGCUGCAAAAUCAUGGGACACCACCAGUUCUUCCAAAAUUUCAUCUCAAAUCAAGAAUUCUGAUGAUCGAAGUGUUAAAUCUUGUUCUGAACAUGAAUCUAUGAAGAUAAAAAAGAAUAUAGUUUCAACUAGGGUUUCUUUGAAGCCGUUUAUGUCAAGUCCACUUACGCAAUCAUCAUCAACGAACCCAUGUUCUGGUUCUGUGUAUGAUGAAAGCACAACAUCAACGAAUUCUUCAUCUUCAACUUCAGAAACUCGAUUGUCGAGUGAAAGCAAACCAAGUUACAUGAGCAUGACUGAAUCGAUCAAAGCUAAAAGGAAAGGGCAAGGGCAAGGGCGUAAUUAUAUCUCAAAUGCAAGUCCACUUUCAAAGGGGGUAGCUGCAAGAAGGAGUGCUGAUUCUGAUCUUUAUUCAUCGGAAUUGGGUAAGGAUUUGUAUCCACCAAUGUUUAUUGAUAGAUACGAUGAAGUGAGGAGUCGAAGGGGUUGAUUGAAAAAGAUUUGGGAUUUUGGCUAAUCUUUUAAAAGUUCAACAGCUUGUUGUGUG